Messenger RNA from Stegastes partitus (bicolor damselfish), 826 nucleotides. RefSeq lists its product as uncharacterized. The transcript has 4 exons. Bases 144 to 818 code for a protein of 224 amino acids. NCBI's taxonomy places the organism in Eukaryota, Metazoa, Chordata, Actinopteri, Pomacentridae. The record is from RefSeq and is a predicted model, not a curated record.
GAAACGCUUGUGAGAUUUUGGCGGAUUCAGAGAGUAAAACCAAACACAAGUCUCUUAUCGUAGAUGCAGGAAGAAAGCUGUUUGUGAAAGUCACAAAUCUCCAGUUUGAUGACAGUGGAGUGUACUGGGUUGGCGUUGACAAAAUGUAUGCUGACAUCAUGACUUCAGUUACCGUGGUUAUCACUGACGUUCCAGUAUCUAAACCCAGGCUUUGGCCUUUGAGCUCUCUGGCGGACAGGUCGACAUGUUGGGGGAAGUCAGUGACUGUGCGCUGUGGGAGCAAAAGGGGCACUGGCAUUCGUUACGCCUGGUACCUCGAGGACCUCCUGCUGUGCCACUCGUCAGACAUGAGCCUCGAUUGCAGCUCGGUGGAAAAAGACAAUGACUAUUACUGUGUUGCCAGUAAUGACAUUAGCAGUGAGAAGAGUGAUCUCCUCUCUGUGGAGGUUCUGAUGCCUGCAGACGACAGCUGCAUCUAUGUGGUUAAGAUUCAGGGCCAACCUAUUUAUGACUGCGCAGACAGAAUGAGGACAACCACAGUCCAACCAACACCUCUGCAAACCUGCCACGCCACCAAGAACAUCCACUCUGACACACGAAACCAGUCUCUACAGCUCAAUCAAACUGAUCACAAUCUGUUUUUCAGCAGGACAUGGAGUGGGCUGCCACUCUGGUAUUCAGUGCUGCGCUGGAGUUCUUUUGCAUCCCUGUUGAUAAUUCUGUGCAUAAUUCUUAAAUGUACAAAGACGGGAACCAAAAAAUAUGCCAAGAGGAGGAAGAAGGUUCGUUGCAGGCAGAAUCGCCAUUUGGCUCAUUGACCUGUUUU